AUGAGUGCUGCACCGAGCGGGCGCAGGAAGCGCCCCCGCUCCGCCGCCUCCAUCUUCCAGGGCAGCAAGACCUCGCCGCACGGCCGCGACAGCGAGCGCCGGGGCAGCGACUCAAAUAGCGCCUACCAGACCCAAAGAGCCCUGGACGACUGCAAGAUGCUUGUCCAGGACUUCAAUACCCAAGUGGCUCUCUAUCGGGAGCUGGUAAUUUCCGUUGGGGAUGUCUCAGUCACCUGUCCAUCAUUGCAUGUGGAAAUGCACAAAACUCGAACCCAAGGAUGUGAGAUGGCCUAUCAGGCUCAUCAAAAGUUAGCAGCAAUUUCUGGCCCUGAAGAUGGUGAAAUUCAUCCUGAAAUCUGUAGACUGUACAUCCAGUUGCAAUGUUGCUUAGAAAUGUACACAGCAGAAAUGCUUAAGUCCAUAUGUCUGCUAGGAUCACUGCAAUUUCAUCGGAAAGGAAAGGAGCCUUGUGCCCCACCCAAGAUCCUAGAUACAAAAGUGGAAGAGAGUUCAGAAGUACCUAUUUUAGAAGACACAUUGUCAUCGCCAACAGACACUCAGCAGCAUUUAUGGCAGGUUUCCACAGAUAUUGAAAAUACUGAAAGAGAUAUGAGAGAAAUGAAAAACCUUUUAAGUAAACUCAGGGAAACUAUGCCUUUGCCACUGAAAAAUCAAGAUGAUAGCAGCCUCCUAAAUUUGACUCCAUAUCCAUUGGUAAGAAGACGGAAGCGAAGAUUCUUUGGACUGUGUUGCCUUGUCUCAAGUUAG
Indicator indicator is the source of this 768-nucleotide messenger RNA. It is a transcript of the gene RGS7BP, whose product is annotated as regulator of G protein signaling 7 binding protein. Gene Ontology annotation, cellular component: postsynapse; nucleus; neuron projection. The transcript has 6 exons. Bases 1 to 768 code for a protein of 255 amino acids. Gene Ontology annotation, biological process: G protein-coupled receptor signaling pathway. The record is from RefSeq and is a predicted model, not a curated record. Lineage: Eukaryota; Metazoa; Chordata; Aves; Piciformes; Indicatoridae.